This is a messenger RNA of Phoenix dactylifera (date palm), 2193 nucleotides long. RefSeq lists its product as uncharacterized. Lineage: Eukaryota; Viridiplantae; Streptophyta; Magnoliopsida; Arecales; Arecaceae. The record is from RefSeq and is a predicted model, not a curated record. Gene Ontology annotation, molecular function: protein binding.
AAAGGGAGAGAAAAAGGACAGAGAGAGAGAGAGAGAGAGAGAGAUCGGCUUCGCUCGUCCUCGUCCCCACAAAACCCUAAUCCCGUUUGAUCGAUACCCCCAUCCCUCUGGCCUUCCCUGCGCCGCCCGGAUUCCGAUCGAUUCCCUACUUCCAGGGUACUUCUGUAAUUAGCAUUCCUAGAAAUGUCUCCGGCUUCCAAAUCCAAGUCUAAGGAUAAGACAACAAGGGCAGCGAAGGAACAACAGAAGGUUUCAUCAAAACCCUCAUCUACUACAGCCAAUGGUGGAAAUGGUGUCCCUACGGGUGCAUAUAAUCCAGUUUUGGGUACUUUCCAUACCCUUGAAACAACACCGUCAGUCGCCUUGCCAGGAGCCCAUAACAACGGUCGAUUCAGAACUAUAGAUGAAACAGAGGAGCAUUCUAGCAGUUCACUUGGCACUGCAGGAGAGUUUGACUCGGCGUCCAACAAUGGGAGCUGCUCUGGUGAGUCAGAAGACCAGAAGGAGAAGACAACUAGUGCUACACCUCGCAUAGAGCCUAUUCCUGGCUGCGACACUGAUAAGCGUGACAAGAUUCGGCAGAAGAAUGAGAGGAAGCACCAACGCCAGAGGGAGAGGCGGGCCCAGGAGCUACAUGAGCGUUGUAAUGGGUAUCUUAUGUCUAGGAAACUAGAGACACUUGCUCAGCAGCUUGUGCAAAUGGGCUUUUCCUCAGAAAGCGCUACCAUGGCUCUUAUUCAAAAUGAAGGCCGUCUUGAGGAGUCUGUUUCAUGGCUCUUUGAGGUGGGUGAGGAAAGAAAACAUGAGGUUGCAACAAACUUGGAAGGCGGAGUAAACUUGAAAAUUGAUAUUACCGAUGAACUUGCUAAGAUUGCAGAUAUGGAAGUAGGAUUCAAGUGCACAAAGCUGGAGGUUGAAAGGGCUGUUGUUGCAUGUGAGGGUGAUUUGGAGAAGGCUGAAGAAACCUUGAAGGCACAGAAACAAGAAUCAGCGUCUUCUCCACCAAAGUUGGAAGAAUCAGGUGAUCCUGCUGCUGUCAGUAGUUCUAAUAAUAAAAUGGCCAUGUCUGCUCAGAGCCUAGCUGUAAGAACUCAAGUGAAAGGAAUUGCAUCGGCUGCAGGCCGGCAACAAAGAAGAGAUGAAAGAGAUUUUAACCAUGCAAAGUCAGCGGCAACUGGAGUGGUGUCUCAGGAGUCUGCAAACAGAAAUUUGCAGUCUUCGAGAAGGCCACAACCUAAGCCAGCUCCCUUGGAGAAGAGAUGGUUGAGCACCAGCUCUGCUCCAUCUGUUUCAUACUCGGCAUCUCCGUUGCAAGCUGCAGUCUCUCCAAACAAGCCAGAAGCACACUAUGUGAUGGCUGGCAAUGAAGUUAAGGCAAACUUACAGGCAGGAACACUGAGAGAGCCAGUCAUCGUAAUGCAGCGCCCCAUAUCUAUCAAUGCAAAGCAGAGUGUCCAAUCCACAAGUCUUGGUUUCAGUUCCUCACCACCGGCUUCCACAGGAUGGUAUUCGAAUGGAAUGUCUGGGAUGGAGGUGAUGAAGGUGGCCAAUGGGGGCUUGGCACACAGCUUAUCCUCCUUGGGUUUGAAUGGCUCUAGUCCCCAGCAAUUUGUUCCCCAGAACCAUUUCCAAACUUCUGUUUCAAGUCCUAUGGAGUCUGGUGCAAUGGGAUGGGGUGGUUCAUGGAACUCUUCAGGGACAUCAUCUUCAUCGCUAGCUGUGCCAUCUUCACUUGGGCUGUUCACUGGGUGGGGUUCUUCUGGGUCUUCUGCAUCAUCACCUGUUGAUUGGAGUACCGGUGGAUCAACACCUCGCGACUACACAUCUAUAGACUGGAGCCUGGAUCUGGCACUCUUGAGGCCAUCUGUAAAGAGUGAUAGGUUAUCCGAUACAUGGUCAACCAUGUCUAUGGGUGGGAAAGUUGCAAGGCCAGUUGUGAAUGAUAGUGGUGUCUACAUUGCAGGGUUGCAGUAUGGUAGCCUUGCAUCGGACUCCACAUCCUCUGCUGGAUCUCAUGAGUGGACCUCUCCUUUUGCAGGGAAGGACCUCCUUAGGGUUCCCAGGCAGUUUGUUACAUCCCCUUCCCAGUAGGAAUCAUUAGGUUGAAAGAGGAAACAUGGAUGGUAUGCUGGAUUUGGUGUUGUUUCUUAAUGUCCUUGGUUUAAAGUUUCAUGGUCUCUGGUUUUUGGUGAA